Theileria equi strain WA is the source of this 1323-nucleotide messenger RNA. RefSeq lists its product as hypothetical. The transcript has a single exon. Lineage: Eukaryota; Apicomplexa; Aconoidasida; Piroplasmida; Theileriidae. The coding region runs from base 1 to 1125 and encodes 374 amino acids. The record is from RefSeq and is a predicted model, not a curated record.
AUGGGCGACGGCGCAGAGGCCAAGAGGGCCCUGUUCUACUCCCUGGAGAGGGCCCACGCAAUCGACUUUCUGGCAAAGGUGGAGGAGCAAAAGGCUCGGAUGGAAAAGGACACCAGCGACGGCACCGUCUGCCUCAAGUUUUAUCCAAAAGUAGGAACGUACUUUGACAAGGUGAUGGCAAACGCUAAGACCGUCUGGGAAGCCAGCGAGGAAGAAAAGUGCGUCUUCCUCAGCGAGAGACGUGUCAACCCGAACAAGCUCCUGAGAAUAGUAGUAAAGACCCCAAAGCUGACGAGAAGACUCUACUACCUCAACCACGGAGACACGUGGACCAGCAUACCGGGAAGCGACUACUUCAAAAAGGUGAGCUUUGCCAGGAACCCGGGGAAGCCUAACCACAAGCCAGUGAAGCCGACUGAGAAGAGACGCAACCUGGUGGACGUUGUCUUGGAUGAAGACGCCCAAGAGAAGGAGAACGAAGCGGAUGAAGAACAGUACGGCGAAGUCGGAAGCAUCACCGUCUCUGGCGGAAUCGUUACCAUCAACCUCAUGCCCAUGGGAUCACCGGCUCCCGAAGAACAGCCCACAAGGGGCGCUCAAGAGUCCCCUAGAGUACCUGCUGGUGAAGAGCAUAGGGAGGAAGAACGAGAAGAUGGAGCCCAUGCGGAAUUGAAUGAUUCAGACACAUCCGUGGAGAAUGGAGUACCCACUGAGGAGAAUGAAAAGGAGGGUGAAGCUGAGAGUGGAGAGGACAAAGAGGAAAAGGAAGGCAAUUCUCGCGAUUUGUCAACGAUAAAACUUGACGAGUCCAAGGUGGACUCUACUCUCUUUGAUGUACAAGUGGGAGAUUACCAGGGAGUGCCGACACUAAACUGCACCGCCAAGGAGGGUGUAGAGGUGACUCAACUCGUUUACGACGGCCAGGUGAUAUGGGAAGCCGAUGGACCCCAAUUCUGCCCAUCAGCCACCUUUUACUUUACAAGUGACGACCCCUUUGGCGUCGUUUUCAAGUAUACAGCCGAAGACAAGGACACCAGAUGCUUCCGUCAGUUUUCAGGUGGCGCAUGGCGUCCCGUGGAUAGAGCACAGUUUGAAAAGAGUCUCAACGAGGAUCUCUCUUUAUAGCAGUUUCAAGUCGCAAUGCAGUAGCCUGUGAAGCCGCAUGUUUUGGUGAAAAUAGCCCCUACAAGAUCUGCAUGCAUGUUGGCGAGUGUCGUAGGACGACUUUAAUUUGUAAGAUUUAGUCUCGAUGGAGACAGUCCCAUAUCUGGGCAGUAAAAUGCAGCCGCUCACUCGCUGCGGAAAGUUAACAUUUGCAAAAUU